Molecule: messenger RNA, 993 nt
Organism: Capsicum annuum
Lineage: Eukaryota; Viridiplantae; Streptophyta; Magnoliopsida; Solanales; Solanaceae
Product: tropinone reductase homolog
Exons: 5
Coding region: 1-792 (263 amino acids)
Molecular function (GO): oxidoreductase activity
Source: RefSeq, a predicted model, not a curated record
AUGGAAGCAGAUGGUAGGUGGACUCUUCAAGGCAAUACUGCCAUUGUUACCGGAGGCACUCUAGGCAUUGGGCAUGCCAUUGUAGAAGAACGAGCAAGUUUUGGAGAAAAUGUUUAUACGUGUUCAGGUAACCUAAUGGAGCUUGAGGAAGGUCUUCUACAAUGGAAAGCUAAAGGUUUCAAAGUGGGAGGGUCUGUGUGUGAUUUACUAUCAAGAUCCCAAGGAGAAAUAUUUAUGGACAACGUUAGCAGUUAUUUCGAUGGAAAAAUCCACAUUCUUAUAAAUAAUUCUGCUGUAGUUAUAUCAAUUUUAGCUACAGAGUUCACUCAUGAAGAUUACAACAGCAUGAUGUUCAUAAAUUUAGAGGCGUCUUACCAUUUAUCCCAACUAGAACAUCCUUUCUUGAAGGCCUCAGGAAAUGGAAGAAUUGUCUUCAUUUCGUCUGUUGCCGGAAUUGUGUUUUUGCCCUUAUGUUCCAUCUAUUCAGCAGCUAAAGGGGCAAUGAACCAAUUGACAAGGAGUUUGGCAUGUGAAUGGGCUAAGGACAAUAUUCGAGUUAAUGCAGUUGCAGCAUGGGUAAUCAAAACCUCUCUCAUUGAAGCUGCUUGUCAAGAUCCAGACGAGAAAGAAAGUAUCAACAAAUUAGUGAGUCGGGACUCCUGUUGGUGGUCGUCCUGGAGAGCCAAAAGAAGUUCAGCAAUGGUUUCCUUCCUUUGCUUUCCAUGUGCUUCAUCUAUCACUGGACAAGUUAUGUGUGUUGAUGGAGGAAUAACUAUUAAUGGAUCUUCUUAAUCAUUGUCAUCACAUAGAAUAAAAAAAAGUCAUCGAUUUAACGGUCAAUAUUUGGUUGACAAUUUAACAUGGCAAAGGAUCAGAAGUCCUGAAUUUGAAUCUUAAUGUGUCACCUAAUUUCAACAAAUUAUUUUCACACUUAGCUAACAUUUAAACUCUUGAUUGUACGUGAGUGGAUACGUUUAUAGUUCGAUGAUAAAA